CACACUCGUCCCCACAUCCACGCGCACUCCCGCACCCUCCCUCUGCUCGGCACAGCGCUCACUGCGUCGACCACAACAGCACAAAUUCCCUGCCUCCCGCGGAACAGCCAGCAUCCUUAAUCGCUACGGAAACCACCCCACUCUGUCGCCAUGGAGCUCAACUUUGACAACGUCUCCUCUCCCCCCUCCUCCCCCACCAACGGCCAUUUUGACGAGCGGGAGAAGCUGUCGUCGCGGAAGCCGGGCGCUAGCUCCUUUAGCAGCCGCGCUAACGGCCUGCCCAGCCCGACGCACUCGGCCCACUGCAGCUUCUACCGCACGCGCACACUGCAGACGCUCACCACCGAGAAACGCGCCAAGAAGGUGCGCUUCUACCGCAACGGGGACCGCUACUUCAAGGGCAUCGUCUACGCAGUGGCCGGCGACAGGUUCCGCACCUUCGAGGCCCUGCUAGCCGACCUGACCAGAUCGCUAACGGAUCACGCUAACCUGCCGCAGGGCGUGCGCUACAUCUUUACCGUCGACGGCACCAUAAAGAUCACCAGCCUGGACGAGCUGGAGGAAGGCGAGUCUUACGUGUGCUCCUCCGAAAACUACUACAAGCGCCUGGACUACACCAAGAACGUGAACCCCAACUGGUCGGUGAACGUGAAGGCGUCCUCCUCCAGCUCGGCCGCCAAGAUGGCGGCAGCGUCUGGCGGCGGCGGUGGCGGCUCGUCGCUGUCGCGCGAGUCCAAGGACUUCAUCCGGCCCAAGCUGGUGACGGUGAUGCGCAGUGGCUCACGGCCACGGAAGGCCGUGCGUGUGCUGCUCAACCGCAAGACCGCCCACUCCUUCGAGCAGGUGCUCACCGACAUCACCGACGCCGUCAAGCUGGAGAGCGGAGCCGUCAAGAAGGUGUACACACUGGAUGGAAAACAGGUGACCUGUCUGCAGGACUUCUUUGGGGACGAUGACGUGUUCAUCGCCUGUGGCCCAGAGAAGUUCCGCUAUGCUCAGGAUGACUUCUCCCUCGACGAGAACGCUCACAUUUCCUCAGGAGCCAAGCCCAAGUGGCGAGGGUCUCCUAACCAAGAGUGCCGUAUCAUGAAAGGGAUGAAGCCACCGUCUGGCCGCUCAGCUAAGAGCCCUGGUCCUAUUCGCCGCAGCAAAUCACCAGCCGAAUCAACCAAUGGCACUGGCUCCAGUAGUCAGCUGUCCACUCCCAUCUCCAAACAGUCUCCCAUCUCCACCCCGACCAGCCCUGGGAGCAAUCGCAAGCAGAAGGACCUGUAUCUGCCCCUAUCUCUGGACGAUGAGGACUCCAUGGGCGAGUCGGUGUGAGCGUGCUCAGUCGCUCCCCCGGCCGCCCUCUGAUGCUCCGCCCAUUGAGGCGUGGCUGCGGCUGCUGCCCGCCUCUAGCACCAGCAUCACUCGGUUGCUAUGGCUACACCAGAGGGGAGAAGUCAGGCAGCAUCAGUAAUGGCACUUUGCUCUUGAUUAUGUUCUGAUGAUCUCUCUCUCUUUCUCUCUCUAUCUCUCUCUCUUUCUCACACACACACACACACACUCUCUCU
This is a messenger RNA of Sardina pilchardus (European sardine), 1556 nucleotides long. Its product is annotated as neuronal migration protein doublecortin-like. Gene Ontology annotation, biological process: intracellular signal transduction. Gene Ontology annotation, cellular component: microtubule; microtubule organizing center. The coding region runs from base 151 to 1323 and encodes 390 amino acids. The transcript is spliced from 8 exons. NCBI's taxonomy places the organism in Eukaryota, Metazoa, Chordata, Actinopteri, Clupeiformes, Clupeidae. The record is from RefSeq and is a predicted model, not a curated record.